AUGAAAGGAACAGUUUUGUAUAAACGUUUAGCCAAUAUUCUCGAAACCAGUCCUGGUUUUAAAAAUAAUGGUGCAACCAUCGCAUCAUAUCUUCGUCAUUAUAGCACCCAAAUAAUGGAAGCCGGACAAGCAUUUGAAGAUAUGUAUCGUCAAGGUGACUUAGUAUUUUGGAUUUUAGAUCGAGAAAUAAAUCAAAUUCUCGAAAAAUUAAAACCAAAUAUAUUCGGACAAAUAUUCUUCAAAGAUGAAUCAGCAUUCUUUAAAGAACGAAUUAAUGACAUGAUACAGGUUGUUGAUGCAUUUAAAUCAAAGGUUACAGACGCUGUCAGAGCCGUUAGAGUUGCAGAUUCGAUUAGAGAUCAGACAGAAAAAGGAUUGUUUCGUGGAAUUAAAAUUGAGGCUGAAAAAUUUGUAAAACUUGGAACACGUAAUAAUAAUGAAUAUCGGUCAAAAUCAAGUCCUCCGCCGUCGUUUCCAAACGAAGAAUUAAUUAUCGAUGUUGAAAAUGCUAAAAGGCAUUUAGAACAAGCUCAAGAAAUUUUGAACAUGCUAUAUAGAUCGGGUUAUGGGUUAAAUAGGUUGAUUAUUAUCUUGAAUAAUUAUAGAAAUAGGUUGAAUGAUGUUGAUGCAGAACUUGACGACAAGAUCACCAUUACAAAAAAACAAAUUGAGAAGUUAAGAAAACUUUUGGAUAAUUUAAAGGAAUGCCAUACAAAGUUUUUAAAACGAGAUGAAAUUGAAGAUAUUAUUGAUGUUACUCUUGAUUCUCAGGAUGAAUUCGAUGGUCAUGUAAAAGUUAGUGAAAAAAUUAGGGAUAGUAAUUUAUAG
Messenger RNA from Cetraspora pellucida, 828 nucleotides. The record is from the annotation of a GenBank genome assembly. Lineage: Eukaryota; Fungi; Glomeromycota; Glomeromycetes; Diversisporales; Gigasporaceae.